AGAAUGCAACAUUUGUAGCACGGCAGAAACCCCAGUCAUUUGACGCUCUUGUCUCCAAAGCUAGCAAUGUUGAAAGACAAAUAGCCCAACAAAGUAGUUUACCACAAAAAUCUCGGAUGACUGAAGAGAAGAAGUUUGAUAAUAACGAGAAGACAAGAAAGAUGAGGCCAUGCCUAAAUUUGUCAAUGUCAAUAAGAAAAAAGAAAAUGGAAAAGGAAAGGAAGUCCCUAAAAAUGGGAAAGAAACUUCCAGAAAUCCCUCUUUAA
Messenger RNA from Ilex paraguariensis (yerba mate), 266 nucleotides. The record is from the annotation of a GenBank genome assembly. Lineage: Eukaryota; Viridiplantae; Streptophyta; Magnoliopsida; Aquifoliales; Aquifoliaceae.